Eubalaena glacialis (North Atlantic right whale) is the source of this 1947-nucleotide messenger RNA. RefSeq names its product coiled-coil domain containing 106 (gene CCDC106). Gene Ontology annotation, cellular component: nucleoplasm. The record is from RefSeq and is a predicted model, not a curated record. NCBI's taxonomy places the organism in Eukaryota, Metazoa, Chordata, Mammalia, Artiodactyla, Balaenidae. Bases 392 to 1384 code for a protein of 330 amino acids. The transcript has 4 exons.
CACCCUGCGCCUGGAAGUUGGGGCACACUCUCCCUCCCCCGCACCUCUCACUUCUUUGGCCCCGAGGCGACCUGUGAUGAGGGUCUGUCCUAUUUCGGCCAGGAUGUGCCUGCUCUGUCGACCCCACUGGUCCUUCUUCUUCCGGCACCCUCGUUCUCUAGAGUCUAGGAGUUUGUAACCCCAGGGGUCCUCCCUCAGUCCUGAGGGGUCUGGGUCUCCUCCUCCAUCAGACCCAGGAGUCCUGGCCCUCAGCACGCCCUCCCGCAGUCGUGAGCCCCAGCUCCCCCGGGAUGUCCCCGAGGAGUCCCUCUGGGUUCCUUCAUCUGUGGCUGCUGUUUCUGUGCAGUGCCCCUGAGGCUCUCAGCUGCUGGGGUCCGCAGGAGGCCGUGCCAUGAAUGAGCGAAACAUUAGCCGGAGGAGGACAGGUGAGGAACUGGACCCCGCUCCACCCUCGGCCCCACAGCCGCUGCCCGCCGUCCCUGCCCUUUCCUCUCCAGGGCUGCGUGGUUGGGGGCUGGUCCGAGGCUCCUUGGGACUUCCCUGGGGUGACCCCGGCCUCUUUUUUCCAGUGAAGAAGGACAAUGAGGCCUUCGAGAUUUCCAUCCCCUUCGACGAGACGCCCCACCUAGACCCACAGAUCUUUUACAGUCUGAGCCCCUCUCAGGGAAACUUCGAGGAGCCUCCGGAGGCUGCGUCCCCGACCGUGGCCCUGAUGAACGGUGUCAGGGCCCAGCUGCACAUGGCGCUGGAGAGGAACUCGUGGCUGCAGAAGCGCAUUGAGGACCUGGAGGAGGAGCGGGACUUCUUGCGGUGUCAGCUAGACAAGUUCAUCUCCUCUGCCCGCGUGGAUGCAGAGGACCACUGCCGGCUGAAGUCUGGGCCCCGGCGGGCUGAGGGGGACGGCAGAGGCGGGGCUGGGGGCGAGGCCUCAGACCCCGAGUCGGCUGCCUCCUCACUCAGCGGAGCAUCUGCACGAGGCAGUAACGGGGAGAGGAAGAGGCAGAAGCAGAAAGGGGGCACUGGCCGGAGGCGCUUCGGGAAGCCCAAGGCCCGGGAGAGGCAGCGGGUGAAGGACGCCGACGGUGUGCUCUGCCGCUACAAGAAGAUCCUGGGCACCUUCCAAAAGCUGAAGAGCAUGUCUCGGGCCUUCGAGCACCACCGAGUGGACCGCAACACGGUGGCGCUGACCACGCCCAUCGCGGAGUUGCUCAUCGUGGCCCCCGAGAAGCUGGCGGAGGUGGGCGAGUUCGACCCCUCCAAGGAGCGUCUGCUCGAGUACUCGCGCCGCUGCUUCCUGGCCCUGGACGAUGAGACCCUCAAGAAGGUGCAGGCCCUCAAGAAGAGCAAGUUGCUGCUUCCCAUCACUUACCGCUUCAAGCGGUGAUCCCGCCCCACCUGGCCCGGGACAGGCCCCCGGCCCCUCUUUCCCUCCCCCUCCGCCUUCCCGGCACUGGUCAAGCGUGUGUAGGAGUGGUGGACCCUCACGAGGGCAUGGGGCGGGUGGGUGGCCUGUUUCUGCGCGUGCCUCUCUCCUUCCCCUCCUGCGGACCGCCACCCCCUCCCCGGGUCCCCUGUAUAUAGAUCUGCCCCUUUGCCUCUCUCAUUCCUAGCAUCCUCCCCGUCCUCCGCAUUCCCUGGGGUGGGGGCGGUCCAAGAACUACUGUCCAGGGGCCGGUUUCUGCCCUUUCCUAAACACUGGCGCCCCCUCCCACCUGAGCGGCACCGUCCUGCCGUCACCCGGUCCUUGCUCCUGGGAAAACUGCGGGACUGCGGGGCGAGGGCACUGUACAUACCCCGUUGCCGCCCCCAGCCCCGAGGAGAGGCUGGCCCACCUGCCCGCCCUGCAAGGAGCUCCCCAACGCGUUCCGGGCCCGCCCCGAGUCCACGUGAGACAGAGAAUUAUUAAGAGAAUUUAAAUUAAAAAGAGAUGAUAAAAUUUGGAAUAAA